Messenger RNA from Chenopodium quinoa (quinoa), 881 nucleotides. RefSeq lists its product as uncharacterized. NCBI's taxonomy places the organism in Eukaryota, Viridiplantae, Streptophyta, Magnoliopsida, Caryophyllales, Amaranthaceae. Bases 143 to 670 code for a protein of 175 amino acids. The record is from RefSeq and is a predicted model, not a curated record. The transcript has 3 exons.
GUCCGAUCUUGAUAAAGUCUAGGCCUCUCUAUAAAUACUGAAAUUUAUAAAGCUAAUACAGUACAAUAACAAGCACUAUUCCCUCUAAUCCUCAAACUUAGCAGGCAAUACUCAUUAAGGUACAAAGUAAGCACAAGAAAUUAUGACGGAUUUGAUCACAGCCGAAGAAGUGCCCUUGGUGAAUCCGGAGGCUGAUUACGAGAGUUUGAAAGCGGAGUUGGAUGCCAAGGUGAACGGCGAGGAUAAUGUAGGGUUAAGUGCUGAUCAAGUGUUAUUGAACACACAAUUCUUAAACCUUUGCAAGGACAAAAUACAAAGAAUUGAUAGGCAUUUUUGGUCUGGCUCUGUGGUCACUGAUCGCCCGACUCUUAGUAGCGGCUAUUACACCGUUCUUACCCAGAAAGGCACCAAGCCUGAAGGCGUCAAAUGGGGCCAAGUCUGGGCUAAUGGUGCCGCUGAUGACACCACUGCUCGUAAGUGGAUUGUGGCUUUUGAUACUGCUGCUGGCAAGGCUUAUGCUGAAGCAGGACCAAUGGGUCCAGUUGAUUGGAACGUAGUUGAAGUGAAACUGGGUAUGUCCGGAAGCAAAACCGAGCACACUGACCCCAUCCUUGGAGGUAACGUACUUGCUACGAUUGAUGGUCUCAAGGCAUAUGCACAUUUCCGCUGAAUGUUAGAGCUUGCUGAGAUAUAAUGAAAUCUAUCUACUAUGGAAUAAUAUGUGUUGCACUACGAAUUUAAUUUGAUGUAUUGCGUUAGCUGCCAAUCAUGAACUAGCUUCCUUGUUACUUUCCUUUUUACUUCAAGUACUCUUGUGUAACAAAUAAUUAUGAUGCUUCUAUGCAUCUAAAUUCCAAAUGAUUAAUGCGUAAUUGUAAGUG